ACGCUCCGCACUGCUGGUCGUGUCUGUUUGUUGUUGCUGUCGUCGCUGUUGUUGUCGUCGGCGUCGCCGUUGUCGUGGUUGUGUCGCUGCUGCUGCUUGCCCACUGAGCAUACGAAAAGCUACAUAUAUACGUAUGUAUGAGCAAGUAAGCGACAGCGCGAAGCGUAUAACGUAAAACCGCCCGCGUGGAGAAAAUCAUUGAAUAUGACACGGAAUCAAUGUCCAAGUGCGGAGAUAUUUAGCAGUGCAUUUAAAACUACAUAAGUGACGUCACCAAGGCUGUCUCGCCUCGUGUCGUCUGGCCUUGUCCAGUUGUAACAUCGGCAACACCAACAACAACACAAGAAAUCUUUCGAAACACGCUGUCGUCUCUGCCGUCGCGUCGUUGCGACGCAACAAUGCCUUAACGUCACGUCGCCGCCGCCGCCGCUUACGUUUUCUCUGUUCACACUCGCUCUCUGUCAUCUCGCUCUCUUCGCGUAGUACUCUCUUUCGCUGUAGGUUUGCCGGCGACUCCAUUUACUACUACGACGAAAAGACACUCAGACCAGGCACGGCACUCAGCACUCACUUUGCGUUUACGUCGUGGCCCAUGAAGUUCGCUUAGCUCGCCGCACAAAAUGUGAAAACUGAUGAAAAGAAAUAUUAUAAAAACUGCACACAUUCAGACAUUAUUUAGCCACUAAACAACAACAAUAAUUAAGCCAGAGAGACAGCACGAGUAUCAACAACAAUUAUGUGAUAUCUACAACAGAAAUUUAUAUUUUUUUUUGCUAAACUGCUGACGUCACACGUCGAAAAUCGAGAAGAAAAUAAACUUGCGCAAAGAGGAAAGAAGGAAAACGUAGCGGAAAAAAUGUACAUGAAAAACGGCAAAAAUAUGAAACGUGUGUGAUAUUAAAUGAGCGCGACGGCGGCAGCAGCAACAACAACUACACAGCCGCAGCAGCAGCAACGACGUUGGCAGCAGCGACGACGACGACGGAGGCGACGGCAGCGGCGUCGAAGCAUUUGCUUUGCUUUUGCUGGUUUGUUCGUCGUGAUUUAAAGCGAAGAAAUUCCAAUUUAGAUGUGAAGAAUCCCUAGGUGCUAAUUUAGUUGAUAAGCGCAAACAAAAAGUACAAUAAAAACAAACACACACACAGAGCAGCAGGCAAAUUUCCAACUAGGUGGCAACGUUUUUAGCGAGCGCGCUUAAAAGUAUGCUACACAAAAAUUCAGGCGAUUGCCGCGCUGCUGCCAGGCCCACGUAGCAAAAACCAAAAGACACAAGCGACAAAACGAGAGACGUAAGACGUGCGAGAGCGGAGAGAGAUACACAGAGAGAGAGAGAGAGAGAGCUAUCAAAAACUAUUUUUGUACAACUGCAGGCAGCGCUGACUGCGAAAUGUCGAAAUAUUUAAUAACCACCGCCGCGCCCAACAGCCACAGUCACAGCAAUAACAACAACCACAAUAACACCCCACGACAACAGCAUCAGCUUUAUGGAGGUGGCAGCAGCUCACAGGUGGUACGAAAGCUCAACUAUGAGCUGCUGGGCAACAAUAACAACAACAAUAAUAAUAACAAUAUUGUGAUAAAAAAUGAAAAGCUGUUGGACAUUGAUUACGAACAUGGUGGCAACGAUAGCAACAGUGGCGUUGGCAGCGGCGUCGCUGCACACCUGAGAGAUCAUGUAUACAUAAGUCUGAAUAAGGGUGGUGGCACAACAACAACAACAGUGAUUGCAGAAGCGACAAGCACACAUCAUCAACAGCAUCCACAGCAACAACAGCGCAAUGGAUCGGCGGGCAAAACUAACGAUAUCACACAAUACUACAAGGUCAAGCGCCGAGCGCAUGCAACCACCCACGAAAUCCACCCGAAGAAACAGGCGAAGCAGAACGUUCUUCAUCAAACGGUCACCUACAACAGCAAACACACGCCGCAGCAACAACAACAGCAGCAACAACAACAACUGCGCUACCAUCAUCAGCAGCAGCAGCAGCAACAACAACAGCAAUACGUCGUCGAGCACGACGAAGACGACGAUGUGGAGACGAGCAAACCGGCCGGCAACGGUUCUUCUCAUUCGCAUUCGCAUUCGUUUUCACAGUUUGCGCGGACAGCGUCGCAGCAGCAGACGUCGACGCAACAACAGACAGCGUUAGUCACAUCGUCUUUGGCGUCAUCUGGAAGCGGAGGUGGCGGUGGCGGUGGGGGUGGGGGUGAUCGGAAUCGGGCAGACACCUCGCUGGGCAUAUUGACCAAAAAGUUUGUGGAUCUGCUGCAAGAGUCACCGGAUGGUGUUGUCGAUCUGAACGAUGCCUCCAACCGAUUGGCGGUGCAGAAGCGUCGCAUCUACGACAUUACGAAUGUCCUGGAGGGCAUUGGCAUCUUGGAGAAGAAGUCCAAGAACAACAUUCAAUGGCGGGGCGGUCAAUCGUUGGUCAGCAGCGAGCGAUCCCGACAAAUCGAAGCCGAGAGCGAACGCCUCGAGCAGCGGGAGAAUGAGGUGAAUACGCUGCUCGAUCAGAUGCGUGGCGAGCUGGCCGAAAUAUCGCAGGAGGUGGAGAACAGCGGUGGCAUGGCCUAUGUAACGCAGAAUGAUCUGCUGAAUGUGGAUCUGUUCAAAGAUCAAAUUGUGAUAGUGAUCAAGGCGCCGCCAGAGGCCAAACUUGUGCUGCCCAGCACGAAGGUGCCGCGUGAGAUCUACGUCAAGGCGGAGAACAGCGGAGAAAUCAAUGUGUUUCUAUGCCACGAUAACUCACCGGAGAAUUCGCCAAUCGCGCCCGGGUCUGGGUAUGCGGCGAGUGCGCAAUCUUUGGGCAGCUGCGGCCUGCGCACGGCGACUUCGACGCGUCUGCAGCACCUGACCAAUCAACGCCUCAACGAUCCGCUAUUUAAUAACAUUGAUGCCAUGAGCACUAAGGGUCUAGGCCAUACACCAUAUCGCUUAUCAGCCCAACGCAACCUCAGCAAGUCGAUUGAGGAGGCGGCCAAGCAAUCCCAGCCUGAAUAUAAUAACAUUUGUGAUAUUGGCGGCGUCAAGUAUGAACUGACAUCGCCAGAGCAGCAGCUGCAGCGGUCGACGCAUGCGGAUGAUGAUGCGGAUGCGGAUGAUGAUGAUGAUGAUGACGAUGACGUCGAUGAUGAGCUGAGUCAACUGGUGCCAACGCUGACCAGUCCCGUUGUGCGCAGUCAUCAGCAGCAGAGCGCUAUUCAGCAGCUUUUUAGCAGUCUAACACAAUCCUCGCCCACGCCAACGACGCGGCGACGUGCAGCGAAUUGCGCUGUUAACGCCGCGGGCAACACAACUACGCUUAAUAGUCAUAACAGCAGCAGCAACAGCAGCAACAACAAUUCCCAACCCCCCAGCAGCAACAAUAACUACAACAACAACCAGCAGCAGCAACAACGACGCAGCGAUGUUCCCAUGUAUAACUGUGCAAUGGAAGGUACGACUGCGACGUAUGCAGUUAACAGUAAUGGUAACAGUAACAGUAACAGCGGCAGCGGCAACAACUCCUCUGCCAUGGGAUCGCUUCAGAUGCAGUUUGCAGCAGUCGCUGGUAAUGAGAGCAACAACAGCCUUGGCGUCGGCUUGGCGGCAACAUAUGGCGACAUUUCUGGCGCUGGCGCCAAUGUUGUUCACCAGCAGCAGCAGCAGCAAUACAAUCACAAGCAUACCUAUAAUCGCAUUCUGCCGCCUGGCGUUGCCGACAGCGACGCUGAUAGCAAUGGCAGCAAUGUUGCUCUGCAAGGCCUCGACGCGCUCUUCAGCGAUAUCGACUCGGACUACUUCAAUAACGAAGCAUUUGUGCCCAUCGAUCCGCCGGAUGACAAUGAUUAUCCCUAUGCGCUGAAUGCAAACGAAGGCAUCGAUCGUCUGUUCGACUUCAGCUCGGAUGCCUACGGGCCCUAAGAUUGAUCUGUAGAUUCAACACACACAUACACAUAUAUAUAUAUAUAUAUAUAUAUAUAUAUAUAUAAAUCAACUGCGAAUUGGGGGGGAACUUGGGGGUGUUUAUAAUUUUAAAUUAUAUACAAGGAAAGCACCGCAUAUUACGUUAGAGAUGAUCUAUUAUUAUUAUUAUUAUAAUUAUUAUAUUAUUAUUAUUACUAUUACAAAUUAUCAAGUAAAGAAGCAGUUAAAAAAAAAUCAACAAAAACAAAUUGUAGAAAACUUAAUGAAACUAAGUUGUGUGUAACAUUUUAAGCAUAAAAACCUACAUUUAAAUUUAUAAUCCAAACGUAUUUUAAGUAAACAAAAAAAAUGCCCUCACAAAAUGCAAAACACAUUUUAUAAGCAAAUUUCAAUUUUUAGCCUUAAACAACAACAACAAAAAAACAAAAACAAAAAAAACAAAAACAAAAAAGCAACAAUGCUGAUUACUUAAUGCAAAACAAAACAAAAUCGAUGAGAACAAUUAAGAUGCCUCAUUAAUAAACAUUUUGCGCCAGAACUGUCUGUAAAUUAGUACACACACACAUAUACACACAAACACAAAGCAAAACAUAAUUUUUAAUUAGUGAAACAAAAUAGUUAUUAAAUUAAUAUUACAUGAAAAUAAAACCUAACAAACAAAAUCAACCGAUUUAAUUGAAAAUUGUAAUAUAUUCCUAUGAAAUGCAAAAAAAAAAAAAGAAAGAAAUUAUGAAACAAUAACAAGAAAGCAACUCCAGCAAAUUGCAACACUUGCAACACUUCAUCUCGACCAGCUCCCAGUUUAGUUUCGACGCAUGCAACCUGAAUCAGGAGACAGUGAAAAUAGUAAACAAAUAACGCAGCUAAAAAGCAGAAAGACAGCAACAUUAUUAUUGUCAUUGCCUCUAUUUGUGUCUUGUCUGCUGUUUGUAUAUUUUUUUUAGUUGCCGUUUCAAACUCUCAGUGCGUUUGAUUUAAUUAUUAAAGCUAAGUAUGCAUAAUUAUUUGUUAUUGUUAUUAAAAUGUAACCACACUUACACACACACUAUAGACUUGACACCACUCGUAAUUCAAUUCAAAGAAUACAAAAACAAUGGAACCGCGAACAUCCUCAGAACCCAAUACCAGUUCAAAGUUCACCAUCAAAGUCAAAGCCAAAUCAUCCCCCACAAACAAAAACCCAACAGAUUCAACCGCAACUAGUUAUUUAAACCUAUCGUCUAGAGGUUAAACAAAAUACAAUUUAAAUGCAAAAACAACUA
Molecule: messenger RNA, 5169 nt
Organism: Drosophila innubila
Lineage: Eukaryota; Metazoa; Arthropoda; Insecta; Diptera; Drosophilidae
Gene: E2f1
Product: transcription factor E2f1
Exons: 6
Coding region: 1388-3904 (838 amino acids)
Biological process (GO): regulation of transcription by RNA polymerase II
Cellular component (GO): RNA polymerase II transcription regulator complex
Molecular function (GO): DNA-binding transcription factor activity, RNA polymerase II-specific; RNA polymerase II cis-regulatory region sequence-specific DNA binding; protein dimerization activity
Source: RefSeq, a predicted model, not a curated record